UUUCUUAUCCCUACCAUUGUUCUCACCAAGUGUUUCCACUAUUAUAUAUGCAUGCAUUAUCUCCUUCAGCCCCUUGUAUUAAUUUCCAAGUUGUGGUUCAAUUUGCAGGCAUGUCAGAUCAAGAAAAUGCCUUACCUGAAGAUCCGACGUGGCCCGAGCUGAAGCUUCCAGACUUGCUGUUUACUAACGCCGUUAGGGAAGUCCAUGCGACGAUUGAGAAUGAAUGGGAUCCCCUGCAACGGUCAGCAUGUCAAACGGCGGCAGGAAGAGCCCUGUGGAAGCAUUUGAUCCAUGACCCACUUGCAGAUUUACUUGCAGGCGAGACGUACCUUACAAGCCUGUAUGAGAAGAUAAAGAAAGACCGCAUCAACAAUGCACGAGAAGUUUCUGGGGUGAUUCUCGCUGUUCGAACCCUUUGGUUUGAUUCCAAAAUUGAAGCCCUGCUUGAUUCCUUCACUAUGAAAGAGGCCCAGGUUGUUUUCCUCGGUGCAGGGAUGGAUGCAAGGGCAUACCGUUUAAACUGCUUGAAGGAUAGCGAUGUUUUUGAAGUCGAUUUUCCCAAAGUCUUGCAAGUGAAAACAUCUCUUCUACAGGCAGCAAUGGCAUCCAAAGAUGAACACCAGCAUCCAAAGGAGACAGCAAAAUCCCUGACCAGAGUGGCAGCUGACAUUAGAGAUAAUGACUGGCUUGAAAAGCUUCAAACAUCAGGGUUUGUGCCAGAGAAGAACACAAUAUGGGUUCUUGAAGGUAUACUUUAUUACCUGUCCCACUCCCAGGCCACGCAGGUACUGAAGAUCAUAGCUGAGAAGUGCGCCCUUACCCACACAGUCCUAUUAGCAGAUUUCAUGAACAAAGCAUCAAUCACGCUGUCAAAUUCCAUCUUUCACUUCUACAGUGAUUGGCCUGAUCAUCUCCUGCCUUGUCUGGGGUUUUCUCAUGUUAAGCUUUCUCAAAUCGGUGAUCCAGAUGCUCAUUUUGGGCUAAUGCACGAUCCACUAAAUCUGUUUAACAAGCUUCGCAGCUUGCCUAGAUCCCUACAACAGCACCCAGAUGACGGAACACCAUGCUGUCGCUUAUAUUUGGUGCAGGCUUCUGGUUCACCCAACCAAACCAUUCCAUAGAAAGCCAACAGAUCAGAGUUAAUAUAGACAGCUGGCAAUUAUAGCAUAAAUGUAGGCAUCAUUGUUUGUAGACCUAAAAGUAUGUACUGACUUUUGAAAGAUAAUCGGAAGAAAAAUAUGAUAGCCAUUAAGGUGGUUUUCUUGCAA
Alnus glutinosa is the source of this 1268-nucleotide messenger RNA. RefSeq lists its product as uncharacterized. The transcript has 2 exons. Gene Ontology annotation, molecular function: methyltransferase activity. Bases 48 to 1121 code for a protein of 357 amino acids. The record is from RefSeq and is a predicted model, not a curated record. Gene Ontology annotation, biological process: methylation. Lineage: Eukaryota; Viridiplantae; Streptophyta; Magnoliopsida; Fagales; Betulaceae.